AUGUCUCCAAGACUAGAAAUUACCCAGGAUAUGAGGAUAAAAAUUUGUGCUCUACGAGAUGAAGGAUUUCCUUUUAGUGCAAUUGCCAAUAAAUUUAAUAUUUCUAAAAACGGUGUAAAAUACACGAUAGACAGAUUUAAUGAAUCUGGUGAAUAUGUAAACAGGAUCGGCAGAGGGAGAAAACGUUGUACAAGUGACGCAGAUGAUAAGAAUAUUAUCCUCAUGAGCAAAAGAAAUCGCAAGAUGACAGCUCCUGAUAUUCGCGAAGCUUUUAAUUCUUCUCAUUCUGGUUCUCCCUGGGCAAAGAAAUACGUUUCCUGGACUGAUGAAGACUGGAGGAAAGUUUUAUUCACUGAUGAAUCAAAAUUUGAACUUUUUGGUGGAGGCAAAAGAAGACAUUAUGUUCGCAGGAUGCAAGGCGAGAGAAUGUUAUCUCAGUGUGUUGUUCCAACGGUUAAGCAUGGUGGGGGAAGUGUUAUGGUUUGGGGUUGUUUUGCAAAUGGUCAAACUGGAAGUUUGAAAAAAGUGGAAGGCAUUUUAAAGAAGUAG
Molecule: messenger RNA, 549 nt
Organism: Leptopilina heterotoma
Lineage: Eukaryota; Metazoa; Arthropoda; Insecta; Hymenoptera; Figitidae
Exons: 2
Coding region: 1-549 (182 amino acids)
Molecular function (GO): nucleic acid binding
Source: RefSeq, a predicted model, not a curated record